Corythoichthys intestinalis (scribbled pipefish) is the source of this 2764-nucleotide messenger RNA. RefSeq names its product low density lipoprotein receptor-related protein 11 (gene lrp11). The coding region runs from base 169 to 1848 and encodes 559 amino acids. Gene Ontology annotation, molecular function: serine-type endopeptidase inhibitor activity; protein binding. The transcript has 9 exons. The record is from RefSeq and is a predicted model, not a curated record. NCBI's taxonomy places the organism in Eukaryota, Metazoa, Chordata, Actinopteri, Syngnathiformes, Syngnathidae.
AUUAUGCAAUAGGAUUUAGAGUUCGGAUACGACUGUAUGACGUAGUAGUGGGUAGAUGCUUUUUGUCCUCCUCAACCGGGCUAGUCAUCAUCAUUGCCUGCUGUGGCCAUCCCGAUGUUUCUCACCGCAGCAGUGGGAUCAAGGAGUGGUCUUUUGUAAGUAAACAACAUGGCUGUGAUGCAGCAUCACCGCUCACAGAGGCUCGCUUUUGCCACCCCACCGCUGCUGCUACUUGUUCUAUGCGUUGUGCAGCCUAUCCACACUCGGAUGUCGGCCAUAUCAGACUUAAAAUCCAAAAUAUCAGGAGUGGAGGAGCUACUGGAGGAGUUCCGCAAGCAGCUUCAACAGGACCAGACGUACCGGCCGAGCGAGGUGGCAGACUCCUGCGUGAGCGAUUUCAGUUCGGCUCGGGAGAGCAUCAUCCGGGCCAAGGCCUCCAUCGAACAGGGGGCCACCUUCCUAAUGGCUCCGGAUCGAGUGUACACCUGGAGGGACUGCGUGCACGCCUGCUGCGCUCAGCCUCACUGCACCGUGGCGGUUGUCCAGGAGGAGCCGAGGCAGGCCGGGGACAGCCUCAACUGCUACCUGUUCAACUGCACCUACCGGAAGCAAAAUGUCUGCUCCUUCGCACUGCAGAAGGGCUUCGCCUCGCACAGCCGACAAGUGAACGCCACGCUGGGACGCGUUCUGUCGGACUCCGCCGGAGGCACAACAGAGAACGAACGUAGGCCGGGGGAAGCGGAUGAGACACAAGAGGUUGACGAGCGUCCUCGCUGCGACGCAGGACAGGAUGUGAUGAUCCAGCUGCCCACCGACUGGGCAGUUUUAGAUGGCCGCGACAGUGUGGACGACCAUGGGAUUAGUCACUAUGACUGGACUCUCGUCAAGGGAGACACAGCCAUCACUAUGAAGGCAACUCAUCCAGGGCUACUGAAGAUCAGUGGUCUGCAGGAAGGUGUCUACACUUUCCAGAUGACUGUUACCGACACAUCAGGCCAGAAGACAUCCGACAAUGUGUCUGUUACAGUGUUGGCACCAAAACACCAAGCAGAAGUGUGUACUGGACACUGCUCAAACUACCAGUUCAAAUGUGAUGAUGGCUGCUGUAUUGACAUCACGUUUGCCUGUGAUGGGAAGCAGCAUUGUCCUGAUCGAUCGGAUGAAGAUUUCUGUCCAAACUUCGACACAAGAAGGAAGUCAGUGACCCAUGCUGAGGGUCUGCCCAUUCCUCAGCUUCCAGUGACACACACUGCAGAGUCUGUAGACAGUUCUGUACUACGGGCUGAAGCCAGAAAGACAGAUGAGAGCAGCAGACUUUCUCAGCAGGGGAGCAAAGUCACACCUCCACCGAAUAGACAGCAAGAUUCAAACAAUCAAGACCCAUGUAUCACUGCUCCAGUUGUUGGACCUUGUAAGGGCACUUUUCCACGCUGGUACUAUGACCAUGAAGCGGGAGAAUGCAAAAGCUUCCUAUACGGUGGUUGCCAGGGCAACCAUAACAAUUUCCUCCAAGAAUUGGAUUGCGUCAGUGAAUGUAUACAGAAAAGUCCGGGUUUUAAGCCAGCUACUGUGUCUCCUCCUGUCACCAAGCAGAACGAAAAAGCUGCUUCUAGAGUCUCUGAGAACCAAGAGAGUGACAUUGCAGUCUCCAAACAAUUUAUCGUGAAAGGAGGACAUCCAAUUCCUGAGUCAGGUGCGAUUCUUCCACUUGCACUGGGCCUGAUCAUAACCGCCCUGCUGCUGCUCAUGAUUGCCUGUCGCCUAAGGCUCGUUCGCCACAAGCUGAAGAAAGCGCGGCCCCUUACCACAGAGGAGUCAGACUACCUCAUCAAUGGCAUGUACCUGUAGCCACAUACAUGUUGAGAGUUCAGAUCUGGGAAAUAUAAAGGACAGGACUACCAGAGGCCCACCCUGGACCUUUUAAAUUUGCACUGUAUUUUUCUGUAGCGUAACGUCUGUAUUGAGUUUCAUGUGAGUUUGGAAGCAACCCGUCCUGCUCUCUCUUGCUUCUACUGUACACUGAAACCUUUCUGCUGCAGAACGCUAGUCUGAAAGCCAAUGGCAUUUUCUGAAGCUUGUGAGUUCAUAAAUGGACUCAAGUAUCAAAACACUGGCCCCUACACAUACCGGACCCGAAGAAGUCAGUCACACCUUCAGAAGCUCUGCCUCAGUAUUGCCACUUUAGUUCAACCCAAAGGUGUUUGGUUGAGGUCAGCGCUUAACCCCAUGAACAUCAAACUAGCUGAAUCAUGCCUCAUUUGAAAGAUUUUGAUAAAAUGUAUUUCAUCUGAAAUUAGUGCAAUAAUUACAUGACAUCAGAGAUUCCUAUGAAUCAUAGUAGAUCUAAUUUAAAUUCAGUAUUUCUGUACUGACUUUCACGUAAGUUUGGAAAAAUCCCAUCCUGGUCCGCUUUGUCUCAUGCCAGAGUGAGAGAAUAGUUUUAUUCUUUAUUUGUUCAUAUUUUCAGUUUUUGACAUCUUCACAAAAAUGUACCGUGCCAUAUUAUUGCUCUCAAUACAUGAAACAAAACUGGAGAUAGAAAUGUAAAUACACUAAGCCAUAGUAACACUCACAUUGUACUUUUUCUGUAAUGUAUCAUUGUAAAUGUUCAUGUAUAUUAUACAAAGCCCAUGUAUUCAUUCAAAGUGCUGUAUUUCAUCUAAAAUUCAAGUUGACUACAUAAAAGUUAAGGAUAAUUGUAACGUACACUGUUGCUUUUUCACUACUUUUUCAGAUUUUUUUUCAGUUGUUUAGCUUAAAAUUG